This is a messenger RNA of Styela clava, 10207 nucleotides long. RefSeq names its product carboxypeptidase D-like. Gene Ontology annotation, biological process: protein processing; peptide metabolic process. NCBI's taxonomy places the organism in Eukaryota, Metazoa, Chordata, Ascidiacea, Stolidobranchia, Styelidae. The record is from RefSeq and is a predicted model, not a curated record. Gene Ontology annotation, molecular function: metallocarboxypeptidase activity; zinc ion binding.
CUUUAUUUUAGCUGUAUUCACACAAUAUCUGUAAUUAUGUUAUAAGUAAAAAAUACAAUAAAAAGCAAACCAUUUUAAUAUGGAUUUAUAUGGAGGAUUUACAUUUUGGUUGGUAUUUUAUUUCAUUGGAUUAGCCGCCUGUACGAGUAUCACAAAACGCGAUUCAAUUGAUGAUUUCACCACUCAUGACUUUAAUAAAUAUCAUCAUUAUGAUUACUUAGUCGCCACACUUGAUGGCUUACAGAAUCAGUUUCCUGAUCUUGCGCGAACAGGAUCUAUCGGUCAAUCAGUACAAAAACGUGAACUAAUGUACAUAGAAAUUUCUAAAAAUGUCGCACAAGAAAGCCCAGGAAGGCCAAAGGUCAAAUUAGUGGGAAAUAUGCAUGGCGACGAAACCAUCGGUAGAGAAAUUUUGAUCUAUCUCGCCCAACAUCUACUUGGGAAAUACGAAACAGAUGACAGGGCGAAAUAUAUCGUGGAUAAUGUAAGACUAUUCAUCAUGCCUUCUUUGAAUCCUGAUGGGUUUGAGUUGGCAAUUGAAGGUUCUUGCACGUCGAGGUAUAAGGGACGAGAGAACGCGAAUUCCGCUGAUUUAAAUCGCAAUUUUCCAGAUCAAUUUGACACCCCAGUUGGUGCAAAAAAACGGAAACAAAGCCGCCAACCCGAAACGACAGCAAUGAUUGAUUGGAUACUGAAAAACUUUUUCGUGCUUUCAGCAAAUUUUCACGCUGGUAGCGAAGUAGCAAGUUACCCAUUUGAUGACUCUGCAGAUCAUUCUUAUGGACAUGAAAGCCAAGCUCCUGAUGAUAUAUUUUUCCGAUACAUGGCGCGUACUUACGCCGAUAAACAUUUAACAAUGAGUAAACCUGGACAAAAAUGCGGGACAGAUCAGUUUGAGAAUGGAAUUACUAACGGUGCUAAAUGGUAUGACGUUCCAGGCGGUAUGGAAGAUUUCAAUUACUUACAAGGAAAUUGUUUUGAAGUUACAUUGGAAUUGACAUGCUGUAAAUAUCCGAUGGCCUCUGAGUUGCAACGGGAGUGGGGAAAAAAUAAAGAAGCUCUUCUAAGUUUUGUGGAGCUUAUAAAAUCCGGUAUUUGGGGGUUUGUAAUUGAUGGUGAAACAGGAGAAAAGCUACAAAAUGUCAUUGUUGAAGUUGUAGGCAUUGAGAAAAACAUAACAACAGCGGAACAUGGAGAUUUUUGGCGCCUUCUUAUCCCUGGUUUUUACGAUUUAAAAUUUCAUCGUGAAGGAUAUAAAAGCUCGGAGCCGAUACCUAUGAUUGUGGUACAAGGAACGCCAAGUAGAAUGAACGUUUCUCUCUAUAAAGAGAAUUCAUCAUUUGAAGAAAAUUCUGAAGUGCUCCCUACUACGUCUAGUGGUGAAGAGAUGAUAUCAGUAUCCCUCAACGAAGAUACGGAUCUCGAUAAUGAAGGAAAAACAAAAACGAUCGUUGUUUCACCAGACAUAAACACACCUAGUUCGGCCACCACGGAACCAGUUAACGAGGAAAGCAAACUGAACGAAAUUGUCAAUAUAGUUGGAAACAUUGAAUCACAACUGGAGUUCCAAUAUCACGACCACGAAGCGCUGACAAAAUUUUUAACAAUUUAUUCGCAACUGUUUCCUUCGAUUACAAGACUUUACAGUAUUGGGGAGUCUGUGCAAGGAAGAGAGCUUUGGGUUUUAGAAAUUUCUGACAAUCCUGGGGUUCAUGAACCCGGGGAACCAGAGUUCAAAUAUAUAGGAAACAUGCACGGAAAUGAGGUCGUAGGUCGCGAGAUUUUAUUGAAUUUGAUAACGUAUUUAUGUUAUGGAUAUGGUGAUGAUAAAAAGGUGACUCAUAUUGUCGACAACACGCGAAUUCAUAUCAUGCCUACGAUGAACCCCGAUGGGUUUGAAAUUGCACAAGAGGGCGAUAUAGAGGGCACAAAAGGCCGUGAAAACGCAAAUAAAGUCGACCUGAAUCGUAAUUUUCCAGAUCAAUAUUAUCCAAACAGAAUCCGUGACCCAGAAGUUGAAACUGUAGCUAUCAUGAAAUGGCUCAAAUCGUACCCAUUUGUCCUUUCGGCUAAUUUACAUGGAGGAUCCCUUGUAGCAAAUUAUCCGUAUGACGAUUUACCAAAUAGGGGCCAACGGAGAGGGGACCAUGGUUACAGCAAGUCCCCCGAUGACAAUAUCUUUAUCCAUCUUGCGAAAGUUUACUCGCAAGCGCACCGUACCAUGCAUAAUGGUAAACCAUGCGUUGAUUUAUUUCCCGGGGAAACUUUUGACGAAGGAAUCACGAAUGGUGCGGAUUGGUACUCGGUCGCUGGCGGAAUGCAAGACUGGAAUUACGUGAAUACGAAUUGCUUUGAGAUUACUCUUGAAUUAGGAUGCAUGAAAUACCCUUGGCACAAAGAUUUGGAAACUUAUUGGAAGGACAAUAAGAACGCACUUGUUGAUUUUAUGGACGAGGUCCACAAGGGGGUGACGGGAUUCGUUUUUGACACAAAUGGGGUGCCGAUUUCAAACGCUGUAAUUUUAGUUCAGGGAAUUAAGCAUAACAUCACAACAGCUAAGGAUGGUGAUUUUUGGCGCCUCCUAGUGCCAGGAGAUUACAAAUUAACCGCUUUUAAAGAUGGAUAUAUUGCAAGAAGUUUUGACGUGAAAGUCACUUCUGAUUACGCUGUGGUACAAAAUUUCACUCUUCUUAAAGAAGGGGAAACCCCAAUUUUACCAAACGAAAAUCCAAAUCCUCCCCAAAAUGGGAGCGUGGAAAUAAGCGUUGGCGGCAUCGUGUGGUCAACUAAAGACCAGGGUUACAUAUUCGGAAUAUCGAAGGUGCUGAUUAUCACUGUAGGAGUUGCAAUAAUCGCGAUGGCAAUCUGUAUAUUCUUUGUCGUUAGAUUAAACUACCAAAGACACGAUUACACGAAAGUAGACCAAGGUUUUCAUCGUAUUAACAAAACUUUGGAUGAGUACAGCGAUCAGGUUCCUAUACCGGAGUCAAACUCUAUGCUCGCUGAUAAAGACAGAGUUUAUCAAGAAGUCUACCACGAUGAGUCUUCUUCUGAGGGUGAGGAGGACGUUAUUUUUGCCCCCAAAACUGUAUAAUGCCUCUAGUGGUCAGAUUUUUCAAUAUAACAAUAAACUUUAUUAAUAGUGACCAAUAUUAUUUUAAUUAUGCUCUCGUUAUGUCUUAUUCAAAUUUGGGAUUUUUCUCGAAUCGAAAGAUUAUUUCUCAGUCUUGGUAAGUUACAGAACAUUUUUACUAACACAAAGUUUACUGUAAUAACUGAAACAAUUCUUAAAUAUCAAUAAACGGUGCUUUUUUCAAUAUAUAUUUAGAAUUUUCGGAAUGUUAAAAUAUAGGUAAUUUAAGCGAUUUAAGAGACUUGCUUUUUGCUAACGCAAAUAUAUUUCUGUAACGUUUCGUCUUACCAAGGUCAGACUUCAUCAGGCAAACAUAGUCCAACUAAAAAAUUUGUGUUAGUUUACAGCAGGUUUCCUAAAUCACGUAAAUGAUCUUCUUCACUCUUCGACAUCAUUCUUGCGUUAUAUAGAGUAACCCCUCGCCCGCAAUAAUAAAAAAAACAGGUCAUUUAUCUUAUAGAAAACAUAAAUUUUUAUGCAAAGCAUCCCAGGUUGCUGAAACUUUUGGGUGUAAUCAUACACGAACAGAAAUUUCAAAUAAAUUGGCUUUCUUUUUGCGGAAGUAACUGCGAUAUUUAAAUUGCUUUUUUUUGGAAAGAGAGGAUUACGCUGUAUACGGAUCAAAUUCAUAAAGCAUUCUGUUUGUUUUUUUCAUUUUUUCAUAUCUUCAUUAUAUUCCGUCUAUAGCAAUUAUUUUACGACUAUAGAUUUUUGGAUAAAACAUUAUUGAAAUAUCAAGAGAAUUUUGAAAAUUCCUGCCCAUAGAACCCCCACUUGUGCCUUUAUUUAAGUUAAAAUAUUGUGUUGUUUUAUGAUGCCGAUUAUGUAAUGUUAUUUUGGUUUAUUUGUCAAGUGUUUUACUCUAAACCAGGGGUUCUCAACCUUUUCCCUGUUAUUAAGUACCCCCCGAGUCAUGAAACAAUCAACGCGAACCCAGGCCAUUCGAAAUGCAAUUGGUAUUAUAUGUCCAUUCCCAUUUCAAACCUGCUGUCUGUAUGGAAGCCCAAUUUUCAUAUAUAAAUGAGGUCGUUCAGGUAAUUUUGACUGUACACACGUCCCUUUAAGACCAUACUUCGAUUCUUUCCUGUUUAUUUUAUUUGAAGCCUCUUAUGUUAUUAUUCAACUUAUAAUAUCUAAAGUAAUCUAUCUAACUCUUUCUAUUCUCUUAUUUUAGUCAAAUAACUGAAGCUUUUAUCAUUGUAGCAUUACUACAAGGGCUGUUGGAUGAGGAAACAAUAGUUACUCUCGUAGUUUGUGUACCAGGUUAGGGUUAGGCCAUAAUAUUAUUCCGAUUUUCCAUAAUAUUUUUUCCGGUUUUGGCCAUCCCCAUCCAUAGCUUUUCCUUGCAGUUUUCUGUAUGUUAUCUAGUCUUGAAACAGCUAGGCAUUUUUACUGUAGCAAUUCAAGAGUUUCAACACAAAAGGCCGAAAGUUUACAUUUCCAAAGAAAAUUAUUUGAAAAUGUUACGGAGUAAAUAGAUCCUUUUUUAAUUUUAGUAUCUGAUCAUAAUGAACCCAAACCCGUGGCAUGUGUGUCACUUACGGCACAUGUAGCGAUUUAUUAUGGCCCGCCGAACUUCACGUUUUAAGGCAUUUGUGCUCUAGACGCCAUCAAUUGUUACUUAUCACUGUUAAAGCUUGUGUAUAUUCAUAACAUUUAAAUUAUAUCGGUAUCUUGUGGGAGAUCCACUUUCUCGCGUCGCGAUUAUCUUUCCCUUAAUUUUGACCUCAUUUAUGGUAGUCGACUGGGUUUGAUGCAUUAUUCGAAAGUAUUUCGAUAAAAAUUACAAAGGUUUGAAAAUCAAAAACUGCACUUCCCUCAUUUUUAUGACAUUAAGCCCGCGAAUUAUAUCCAUGUUUUUGUUAUUAUACUACACUCACCAAUUCAUACGCCAUUGGCCUCUCUGUAAAUUAUUUUUUCUGAUAUCAUAAUGUGUGAAGUUGUUUUUGCUAUUUGAGAUCUACUGUAGUGUAUUUGAUGAUAUUUUAAUAAUUUUAUCUUUUGUUGUCAAGUAAUAUAGAUAGUUGUCCAAAAUCGAAUCUUUUUUAAUUCGAAUCGAAUAUUAUUGCGCAAUCUUAAAUCUGUCUCAAUUUUACGAUAAAAACCCCCUCUUGAUAUUGUGAUAACAUAUGUGGAAUUACAACUGAAAUACUACCUUUAUUUGGACUUCAUUUCACUGAUUCGCAAAUUACCUGCCUUCGAUUUUGAAUAUACGGUUCGCUUGGAAAGCCCUAAUAGUUCGGAGAUAGUUUAACCUACCGUGUUCAUAAAGUCUUCAAAUUCCAAUUUAAAAAUAUUGCGACUUCAUCACAAAAUUUUGAAAUUAUAUCAAGACUUUAUGAACACCCUGAAAAUUGCCAUUAUUCUUCAGAUUUUUUUAGUUAAACGGAUUUAAAUAGGGUAUGAUUUGUAAUUUUAUGAGUCAGAGAUGAAUUGCUACCCGAUUAACGAUUUUUAUUUCGGCAUCAGCCCUUCGUUAACAAUAAUAUUGUGUUUGAACUUACUUCUCAUGAUUUGUGUAUGUUUGAUAUUUGCCGGUUGGAAAAAACUCUAGCUGUAACUGUGAAAAUAUCAAGCCAUUAUUCAACGAACGUAACAGAUUUAGUGUAACAUACGCAUUGUAUUUUCUCAAGGAGCCAUAUCAAAGUUAAAAUGCCCUCUGUAGUAAAUCAACCAUGCUAGUAGUUUUAUGACCUCAUAGACGUUAUUUUUUGCUGAUUGCACAAAUUUUUGUCUGAGGGAUUUAGUGGGAAGUUUUACAUUUUCUGGAGGGAAAUUAUCGUUAAUUAAGGUUAAUUUGCGAAGGUUUUAUGACCACAUAGGCGUUAAUAUUUGCUGACUUUUUUGUUCAAGGAAUUUCGUUUGAAUAUAAUUAUCUUGUGAUAGGAUUUCUGUCUUUUGGAGGGAAAUUAUCGUUAAGGUCAAAAUUAGCCAAUCUUAUCAUAUUCCAAAUGCAAAAUCUCAUACAAAUAUAAAAUGGUCUGCCAUAUGUGCCUCAUAUAGCGUGUUUUCUUACUUUCCUGUAGAUAUAUCCUUUUAGAAUAAUUGAUCAGAAUUCUUUCGAAGCCUAUUUUCUGAUUUGAAUGUUUUGUGACACUUUGCGUAAUUUUAUUGUGAAAAUAGCAAAUUUAAAACAUCAAAGUCCAAAUUUAACUGUUCAGAUGUAAGGUAAAAUGGUUCACCAUAUAUCAACCCAAUUUAUAGUUUGUCAUUUAUAGAGUAAGGGAAUUAAAUCCAUCACACCCAACCCAGAAAGCAAAUAAUAGUCAAACUUUAAUGUCACAGCUUAAGCCUUUGAAUUAUAUCAAAAAGAAGUGUGCCAGCACAAUCUGGCAUUUAAAAUUAUGGGCUUUUUUCUAUACCUCAGUCACAAUUCAAGUUGUGAAAUUGAAUUCCCAGCCCAGAAAGCAAAUAAUAGUCAAACUUUAAUGUCACAGCUUCCCAUCAGCCUAUAAAUUAUUUCAAAAAGAAGAGUGCCAACUUAAUUUGGCCUAUUUCAUACCUCGGUCACCAUUAUAUUGGUAGGCCACUGUCGGGAUACUAUACAUGGAAUUGUCAUUGUUGUUUAUGAAAUCAUCUAUGACUCAACUCGGCAUAUUAUUCAGAGUUUUGUCGCGAUUAGAGUUGACCCGAAGCUGACUUACGAAUAACUUUAUUGAGUACCGUAUAUUGCAUUUAGGACACAUUUAUGUGCAAAUGACUUUAACACUAUCUUAAAAUUUCUAUUAAUAUGUCUGCAAUUGCUCUGCUGGUAAAUUGGUCCUGAUAUUUAUAAAUAGACAUUUAAAGAGAAUUCAAACUGUGUCGAAACCUUUACACAUGAAUGGUAAUCAAUAUUGUUAUUUAUGUCAUUAAACCUAAAUAAAAUAUCUAUUUCAGUCAAAUUAUUCGAAUUACAGCGCUCAAAUUACACAAAUAUUUAGUAUCAGUAUUCGUAUAUACAUCUGUAAUUUAUAAAUAAACCUAUCUCGAUUACGUUUUAAAAUAAUAUUUGCCAAUAUGGAAUAUAUUCUGAAUAAUCCAAAGGAUAAAUUUAUAUGAAAUUAUUAUUGUUAGAGAAAAAUCCAUUUCAAUAAUUCAGAAAUGGUAAUUAUUGUUUUCGUAUAGAAUGAUUCAUUUUUGUACAAGAAAAUUAAUGUGUCUGGCACUGACAUGAGCAACUCAACAGCUCAAGGAAAAUUAAUCCAGGUGUUAAUGGCUGCCAGUUUAUUGAUCGAAAUAUAAUUGGCACACUAAGAUGAUAAUUACACUUUUAUCCACUUCAAUUUGCUCCAGACAAAUUUUGGAAUUUUUCCCAAGUACUGUAUAAUUAGUAUUGAAUUUGGUUGUUGUGUAGAAGAACACAUAGUACUCAAUGUAUAUCAAAUAAUAAAUAAGAACGCAAUUUAUAAAACUAUUUUGUUCAAUCAUUCUUGUGACACCAGUUAGACGCGUGUGGGGCAGGCGUGGGCAACCUUUUUCGGCGCGCGUGCCAAAAUCGACUAAAUUUAAUGACAAAAUUCUUCCGCAUGCCGACCAAAAUUGUCGAGAUCUCACUCAGUUGUGACAUCAUAAUAUAUUUUUUUUUGUAGCCAUGUGUCAUGAAAGGACAAAAAGAGUUUGAAUAAAUAAAGUAUUGUUAACAAACAAUAAUGAAUAAAUGGACACAGAGUUUCAUCAGAUAGGAGUUAAAACUCUUGCGAAAGAGAAUGAUCUCGUUUGUGCCGAAUAAAUGAGCUCGCAUGCCAGGGGUUGCCCACCCCUGGUGUCGAGAAUAGGUUCUUAAAAUGCACCAUUUGGAGCACUAGGACUCUGUGAGAGAAACCGAGGGGCUCUGUGAGCUAUUCGUUUAGUUAUUCCAGACUGGAUAUUUUUUAAAUACAAAGCAGCAAAUGCGUUAAAAAUGGUGAUUUUGAUUGACAUGGGAAACAUUUAUUGUUAGUUUUUUGUGUUUGUUUUUAUAAAAUUAUUGUGGAUCUUCGUAAAUAAUAGUCAAUCUCUUCAAAUUGUAAAGUCUGAAAAAAUUUCCAUUUGAAAAUAUCACAAAGAUAAUAUAGGCACAUUUUAAGCUUGUAUUCAAUCAUAGUUAGGAAAGACAUUCGCCAAAGUAUUUCAAAGCAAGUUGCCAAACUUAAACUCAUGUUACUUACCAAAGUCAUUUUCGCACACCAGUCUUUUGAAGACAUUGACAAAUAUUAAAUUUCGAAUCAAUUUUGAUAUUCAUUUUGUUUUUGACAACUUUGAUUGCUACAAGAUUAUUUUGGAUUCCACCACUAAAUGUUUUUGGAAUCUUUUCAAAUAUAAUUUGUGGUGUAUUUGGAAGUUAUUAAAAUGUAUUUUUAAAUAUAAUUUGGAUUAAAAUUAACAAUGUUUUUCCCCUAUAUCCAUAUUAUUUCCUUUGUAAAGAGUUUUCCGAAACUUUUCUCCAUUUUAAAAGUAUUGACUCUAUACUUAGUACGAAUACUUCCUGAUAUUUUAGAAUUAUUUAUUUCUCUAGUAUGGCCAUAUACCUGGUACCAUGGCCCAGGGGGAAUCAAAUAAUUCUAAUUAUUUUUGGCAAAAUGUCUAUUCUGGGGAUUCGGAUAUUUAAAACAAUUGUUUUUCUUUAGAUUUAAUCUUUAAAAACCUUUUUUUUUUGAAAUUAUAAUUCACUCAAGUAUCUAUACUCUGUACUUAAAACAAAGAAGAAUAGUGUAUUUGAGAUUAUUGGUAAUUGUAAAACGUUUUUGUAUUCAGAUUAUUUUUUUUGUGUCUUGAAUUGUUAAAUCUAGGUUUCCAGAAAUGUUCAACCAUUAUUGAAGCCCUUAUAAUUCAAUAUUCUUUAAGAUCCACUGCUUAAUUUAAUACUCUAUGCUAUGAUUUUACAGUCUAAAAUAUUGCUUUUUUUUAAUUCCAUGUCGCCUAGACCAGGGCUACUCAACUAAUUUUACCAAAGAUCCGAAUACAAAACUUGAAAAUUAGUGAGGUCCGUUUUUUCAGAAAUCAUAUUUUGAAAUCCUUGGACGCACACUUCCUCGACUGACUAAUGAUUAUUCGCUAAUUAGCGCAUUGUUUAUGGUUCUUUUGCAUAUAUAGUCAGAUGCAAAUUAUAAAAUGAUCUUCAAAACUAUAAAAGUCAUUCAAUAAACGAAAACCUUCACAUAUCCAAAGUGAGGCGAAUAAUCCAAAAUGAAGAAUUUGGUGCGGUCCGAAUCUAAUACUCAAAAGGUCCGAAUUCGGACAGCGGUCGGCUUGUUGAGUAGCCCUGUCUUAGACUGUUUAGAACAGUCCAAAGUUUAAAUAAUUUUGAAUUCUUGUAGUGUGCUUCCAUGCGUGAACUGUCAGAAUAAGACUCAUCUUAAAUUGAGGACUCUUAUUCUGUCAGUUCAAUAGUGAAGGAGUGAAGCACAAAUCCUUUUGAUUGCUGCUGUAUAUAUGCUUUACCUUGAGCUCUUUCUACACAAUCUUGUAGUGGGUUUUGAUUUGCUUAUUUCUGUUUUUGUUGUUUGUUAUAUGGGAUUAUAUACGAGAGCAGUGGGGUCAAGUCAUUCGAAGUUGGGGGGGCAAAUAGUUGAUAUAAUUAAUUUUAUAUUUCAAGAAAUACUCAUUUGACAAUUUGGUAUUUAAAGUCAUAAUUAAAUAGUAUUUGAAUGCUAUAUCUGAUGUAGUGAAUUAUAUUUCAGUUUAAAGAAAAUGGAAAUAUUUUAUUUGAGAUAUUAUAAUUUUGGCGGUCUGACAAAAAAUAAGAAAUUCAUCGAAAUAACUUUGAUUUAUUGCAACAAUUCUGGAUUAUCAAAUAAAAAUUGAUGAAUUCACAAAGUUAUCACAAGUUUAUCAGUUGAAUUUAGAACAUAUUCCAUAUUAUUUCAGAAUGGUAAAUUGUUUGGUUUUGGCCCCUGUACUUUUUCUAGUAUUGCCCCAAUUUCAUAAUUGAAGCAUUAACAUGUUAUUGUAUGAUGCAGUACAGCCUUAAAAUACUGAUACCUGUUCAAGUAAUUAUGCGAUAUAAUUUUUCUAUCAAGUUUUUAUUGUCUCAAUGUGCUAUGCUCUGUAAUAUAUAUGUUUCUGCCACUGAAAAUUAUUCUUGUGUAAUAAAUAUAUAAUUAUAAAGAAAUA